Molecule: messenger RNA, 2118 nt
Organism: Nymphaea colorata (pocket water lily)
Lineage: Eukaryota; Viridiplantae; Streptophyta; Magnoliopsida; Nymphaeales; Nymphaeaceae
Product: ultraviolet-B receptor UVR8
Exons: 5
Coding region: 95-1861 (588 amino acids)
Biological process (GO): ubiquitin-dependent protein catabolic process; protein ubiquitination
Molecular function (GO): ubiquitin protein ligase activity
Source: RefSeq, a predicted model, not a curated record
CGAGGACCCUGAGACUGAGAGGCGAUUUAUAUUUUCAUACGUCUCAUGGUUCCUUAUCUCGGGGAGGCCGAAAACCUGCGUAUUCCGGCGGAAAAUGGACGCCGGACAGCCCCUAGAUGUCAGGCCCCUAGCUGCAAAGGUGGUCGGAAUAUGCGCUGGCGAAGCUCAUACGCUCGCCCUCACGGCCGAGGGAGAAGUGUAUUCGUGGGGGCGCGGGACGUUCGGGAGGCUUGGAACUGGCAAGGAGGAGGACGAGACGAGGCCAGUCCGAGUUAGCUUCGUGUCGGGGAAGAAGGGCCAGGGCUGCUCAAAUAAGCCGCCGAGGAUCGUCGCCGUCGCCGCCGGGGCUUACCACAGCCUGGCUUUGGAAGAUGAUGGAUCAGUGUGGUCUUGGGGUUACAAUCUCUAUGGGCAACUUGGUGUGGAUUCAGAGAAUUCCUUGGUUCCUAUUUUCUUGGAUGAGUUCCUUGAUCUUGUUUCACCCCGCUCAUUGCAGAAUCAAUCAGAUUCUCAAGGAAAAGCACAGUUGAAGAUUGUUUCAAUCAUGGCAGAUGGAAUGAUGUCAUUUGCAAUUGAUAAUAUCGGAGGCCUUUGGAUGUGGGGUAAUUGUCCUCAACUUAGUAAGGAUGGCGAUGAACCUUUUAGUCUUGUUAGUAUUCCCACUCCACGGCCUGUAUGGUUUCUUCAUGGUCGUUGUGUGGUGAAGGUAGAAUGUGGAAAUGAACAUGUGGUAGUACUUGCUAGUCCAGGGGAAACAGUUUAUGGAGGUGAUCUCGUAUGUUAUGCUUGGGGUAAUAACAAUCAUGGCCAAUUGGGUCUUGGCGACAACGAAUCCAGGUCGUACCCUGAAGUUGUGAAGUCCUUUGAUGUGGACUCACCAUGGAGUAUCUACGAGAUAGCUUGUGGGUCAUUUCACACUACCGUUCUGACUCGCAGGAAGCCACAUUCCCCUGAAAAGGAUGCACAGGAAUUGAGAAGAAUGAGGCUGGAAGACAGAGCGAGUGUUUGCUGGACAUUUGGACUUGGUGACAAUGGGCAGCUUGGACAUGGGAAGGCGACAAGCUCCUCCUUUCCUGAACCUGUAUAUGGGUUGCCAGAGGAUGUACUGCUCAAGUCUGUUGACUGUGGAUUGUUCCACACUUGUGUUGCUUCUGAGGCUGGUGAAGUGUGGGUAUGGGGGAUGGAGAAAGGACUUGGUCUUUGUCCUGAAGCUACCUUUUCUGGAGAAGAUCCAGGUGACGCCCUUAUUCCCUUGAAGGUCAUUUGCAAUGAAAAUAUAGAUUCAAAUUUUGCUGCACCUGUACAAGUAGCAUGUGGUGCUGCCCAUACUGUCGUUGCAGCACAUGAUGGGUAUAGGAUGUGGGCUUGGGGCCGAGGUCAUAGUGGUGUUCUUGGAAAUGGUAGCACAGCCAACAGCCUCGUUCCUUGUACAGUGAUGUGGCCGCCACUUCAGAUGGAUUUUGAGAGAAAGGAAGUACUUGAUCGGAAGGAAAGGGCCAAACCCUCUGAAUCUGAAAAGAUAGCUGGUGCGAAGAAAGGAGCAUCAACCCUAGAGGAUAUACAAGAUCUCAAUACAAAGAUUGCAUCAAUGGAGAGGUAUAUAAAUGUAUUGCAUACUUAUAUACUUGGUGAAAGGUUUGAAGAUCUUGGUCUUCCUCUGGGGCCAGAGAAUUCGGUGGCUGAUGUUCACAAGGCAUGGUGGAAGAUGUUGGAUUCAGCAGACGAUGGGAAGCUCAAUCAAAUGAAAAGAUUCUAUCAGAGCAUGCUAUCUGCUGUGGAAGAAAAAAUAAUGAAGAGAAAGGUGCACGAAAUGGUGAGAGAGUGUUUAAGCUCCUUACCUGCAGACAUGAAAUCAUCCUAGAGAAUUCAUAAACUAUGUUAUUUUAUGUUAUUUAUAGAGAUCAGGGUCCAAGAAAGCAAAUAUACACUGUUCAGGCCGGAUGCAGGGAAUGUUGUUGGUCUUGGGAGAUGGCCUAUGUUUAUUUGCAACUUUUGUGCAGUUGUCCGUAAAAUAAGUCUUAUAUGCUUAUACAUCUAGGCACACGUUUGUGCUUCCCCUGGAUGGAUAUAUGUAUGUGCAGAGUGGUAUUAGUACUAUUGACAGUUGCAUUUCCUACA